This is a messenger RNA of Drosophila ficusphila, 3587 nucleotides long. Its product is annotated as protein lozenge. The record is from RefSeq and is a predicted model, not a curated record. Gene Ontology annotation, cellular component: nucleus. Gene Ontology annotation, molecular function: DNA-binding transcription factor activity, RNA polymerase II-specific; ATP binding; RNA polymerase II cis-regulatory region sequence-specific DNA binding. Gene Ontology annotation, biological process: regulation of DNA-templated transcription. Lineage: Eukaryota; Metazoa; Arthropoda; Insecta; Diptera; Drosophilidae.
GCGAGCAUUAUUGUUUCCACAGUUUAAUUUAAAAAAAAUUAAUAAAGAAUAGAAAAACACCUCGCUUAACCGCCCUUUCGCGCUGUUAUUUUUUUUAUUUCGUGCUUAAGCCGCAAAAACAAAGUUCCCUUAUAAACUAACAGUUUGUAGAUUAGAGUUUAUUGAUGAGUGAACAAAAGACACCGCCGAGGAGAGUGAUAAGCGACCUGCGACCCGCACACUGAGAGAAAAGCGGACGGGCGAGCGGGGAUCAAAGGUCACCGACGAAUGCAUUUGCAUCUCCUGGUGGCAGCCAAGACGCCUCCAUCUGAGCAUACGGGCGUUGGGGAACCGGAGCCCGAACCAGAAUCCGAAUCGGACUUGGAAUUGGGCCUGGGCUUGGGAUUGGGAUCGGGAUCGGGAUUCGGACUGGGAGUGGGCGGAGUUGGAGUCGGUGUCGGAAUCGGAGCGGGUGGAUCAGCCGGACUGGGACUGGGAUUGGGCCAGGACUUGGUGGCGGACCACUGCACCACUGUGGCGCCCGUCAGCGUCGCCGGUCCCGGCCGCCUGGGUCGCAGCAUCAACGGCAGCGGCGGCAGCCACCAUCACCACCUGCACCACCACUACGCUCCCUAUCCGUACCACCACCAUCCGCACCACCCGCACCAUCCGCAUCACCCGCACCACCCGUCGUACCCGGUACCCCCAUCGGCGGCCCAUCCGCCGGCCAUGGUCACCUCGUCCUCCACAUCGCCGACGGGCAACGGUUGGGGCAGCACCACCGGCGACUUCAAGGGCAUCACCGCGGUGGCCACGGCAACUGGAGGAGGAGGAGGCGGCGGCGGCGUGGGAGGCGGAGUAGGAGGUGGUGGCGGGGCCACUCAGGGCGCCACUGGUGCCUCCACGGGCGCCACCACCGCCGGCGAAGUGCUCGCCGUUUCGAGCAGUGCCAGUGUUGGCAGCAGUUCGCCCACAGGUGGCGCCAGCAAUGGCACCGCCCACAGCGGCCACAGCGGACACACCGGCGGCCACAGCAGCAGCACCGCCAGCAAUGGCAACAACAACAACAACGGUGCCACCAACAGCAAUAACAACAACAACAAUGCAGUGCACCAGGAUCUGCUGUGGAUGGAGCGAUUGGUUCUGAAGAGGCAGCAGGAGCAUCCCGGAGAAUUGGUGCGCACGAGCAAUCCGUACUUCCUGUGCUCCGCCCUGCCCGCCCAUUGGCGCUCCAACAAGACGCUGCCGAUGGCCUUCAAGGUCGUCGCCUUGGCGGAGGUGGGCGACGGCACCUACGUCACCAUCCGGGCGGGAAACGACGAGAACUGCUGCGCGGAGCUGCGCAACUGUACCGCCCAAAUGAAGAACGACGUCGCCAAGUUCAACGAUCUGCGAUUCGUGGGACGCAGUGGCAGAGGGAAGAGCUUCACGCUGACCAUCACGGUGGCCACGAGUCCGCCACAGGUGGCAACCUACGCCAAAGCCAUCAAGGUGACCGUCGACGGACCCCGAGAGCCCCGCUCCAAGACAAGUCCGACGGGCGGUCCGCACUACCGGGCACUGGGCUUGGGGCAGCGGCCCUACAUCGACGGCUUCCCCACGAAGGCGUUCCAGGAGCUGGAGACGCUGCGCCGCUCCGCCAAAGUGGCAGCGGUGACGACGGCGGCGGCGGCCGCGGCAACAACGGCGGCCCAAAGUGCGGUGGCAGCGGCCGCAGCCGCGGUGGCGGUCACGCCCACUGGAGGCGCUGGAUCUGGGGGCGUGGCCGGCGGAGCGGGCGCUGGUCUGGUGCAACAAUUGAGCAGCAAUUACUCAUCGCCGAAUAGUACAAUCAACUCGGACUGCCAGGUCUACAAGCCGAAUGCACCGCACAUUCAAGGAGCCGACAUGAUGGGCGCCGGCGAGUGGACGGGAUCCUCCAGCUCGGCGGCGGCCUACUACCACAGCCACGCCCACCACCCGCACGCCCAUUACGCCCAUGCGCACGCCCACCUGCAGCACCAGAUGGCCUUGCCGCCUCCGCCGCCUCCCCCCGCUGCCGCUCCCGUUUCAGUGGGCGUGGCAAACGGAUCGAGCAUGGGCGUGGGCGUGGGAGUGGGCGUGGGCAUGGGCAUGGGGAUGAACCACUACGGCGGCGGCUACGACUCGGCCAACUCGCUGGAGGCGGGCCAGUACGCCCCCCACCUGCCGACGGUGCUGCCCGAGAUGCACGGACACGGAUUCGCCGCGGAUCCGUACCAAACGGCGGGCUACGGGGGCGGGAACUCCGGCGGCGGAGGAGGUGGCUCCAAGUCGGAGCUGGACUACGGCGGUGGCUACAAUCAGGCGUGGUCGAACGGGUACCAGAACUAUCAGUAUGGCAGUUGCUUGGCCACCGCUCAGUAUGGUCCGCAGGCGGCCCCGCCCCAGCCGCCGCCCCCGCCGCCGGUGGUGCUGUGCCCGCAAGUGUACUCGACGCUCAACCAGAACCAGAUCCACCUGCACCUGCACAGCUCCGAGAAGCUGGAGCAGUAUCUGGGCACCGCCACGGGGGCGGAGCACCUGACCAUUGGCUCCCUGACGGGCAGCAGUCGCUCGAGCAUCGAGAUCGUCCAGGAGCAGUACCAGCAGCAGGUGCACCACCCACAGCAGCAGCAGCAGCAGCAGCAGGUGCACCACCCACAGCAGCAACAUCAGGUGGAGUCCGCCGGAGAAGUAGUGGGUGGUGGUGGUGGAGGAGGAGCUGGUGGUGGUGGUGGUGGUGCAGGGGGUAGCAAUAAUGUGGAGUCCGCUCGCGAUGAGGACGUCGGCGAUCUCACGCAGGUGUGGCGACCCUAUUGACCCAAUCGGAUCCUCCAACGGCCGAUGCCAGCCAAUAUCCACCUCCGCUCACAUCCGCAUCCGCAACAGAACUCCCACCCACAUCCGCUGGCCCACCCACCGCUGCACCUGCACAUCGAACUGAACUAGGAGAGCAGCAGGAUCACCACAAGAACUGUACAAUCUUUUUUUUUUUUUUUUUUUCUUAGCCAAUAACGUAUGUAUUAAAACACUAAUCCCAAGGCAUCAGAAAGCUGUACAUAAAUAAUGAAUAAAAAUAGGAGAUAGAUGUAAGGCAGAGUGAUUUCCAGAACUUGAAAUUCAACAAAUAUUAAAGAAAAAGCUGUACUAGAAUUUGUUAAAUGUCAUCCAAAAAUAACCCUACCUUUCCAAACUAAUUAUUUAAACUGUUUUACAAGAGUUUUGAGUUCCAGAAGUUAGUCUGCCUGCUAAUAACAAAACAUAAAAUAAUAAAACUAGUAAAAGAAGUAAGCACAUAACAAGAUAAACUAAACCAGCUGUAAAUAAUAGAGUCUAAAGUUAAGAUGGAACGUAAACACUGAAUUCGAAAGGAUCUUACCACGAACCAUAGCCUAGUGAGCACCCAUCCCUGCGAACACGAACCGUAGAGAACCUUUUUUUUACUAGACCUAAGACUAGAUAAAGAUACUCGAUAAAGCCGCACAACUAUCUAUAAAUAUGGAAAUACCUAUGUAUACAUUUUUUUUCUGUUACUUUGCGAGUGAAUCUGCCCAAGGAUUCGAAUUGAAGAGCUAAACGAUGAUGAGAAGACUAUAAAUAAAGUUAUC